This is a messenger RNA of Cinara cedri, 10438 nucleotides long. The record is from the annotation of a GenBank genome assembly. NCBI's taxonomy places the organism in Eukaryota, Metazoa, Arthropoda, Insecta, Hemiptera, Aphididae.
CACUGGUGCAGUUAGGUCGUCCGAAUACCUGUCGAAGAAAAACUUCACUUAGCAGUAUACGUGAAACAUGAACGUUACAAUGUCACUGUUGCCGCUAUUGUUCAUCCUGUUGGUCACCAUGACUGCCGAUCUCUUGGCGUAUACCUACGGUAGGUGCUUACGAAAACUUAUUGUUAAAAUAUCGGUAGGUAUAUUUUAGGUACUUAUUUUUCAUAAAAAAAAUUAUUUUUUUGUCCGUAUACUCAUAUAGAUCUAAUAACUUACUAAUAAAUAGGGCGGAGAUUUUGCCGCAAAUACAUCUUUUUUUCUGGUGUUUUAAAACGUAUGCUCGUAAGCACAAAAUGUGUUUUGAGUAAUACCGAUUAUUCAAAUUUUUGGAGCAUUUUUUUUUUAGAACUUUUUAAUUCAGUAAACGUUUGCGAUUAUAGGUGGGUGUGGGUUUAAGUCUACAUAAAAUGCAUACCUGCGCAAAAUAUUACUGUAAUGGCGCAUAACGUUUUGCGUCUUUGGUGUGGAUCUGCUUUAAUAAGAAGCUUUUAACUGGCCAUAGACGAUACGAAUAUCAUAGUAAAUUAUUUAUAUAGUUCUUCUUUAUACUUUAGUUAUUUCUGCUCAGAUUAUCACCGUUGGUAAAUGCGCACUUAUAUAUAUAUAUAUUUCUUUUCACUACACGAUGUAUGGAUGAUUGAUAUCGAUCGAAGACCCGUUAGUAUUUCGUCAAUAUAAUCUCGGCAGCAUUCGUUGUGUUUUUUUGUUGAGUGUCAUUUAGUUUAAUAUACCAAAAGUAUAAAUGCAAAAAUCAAUUAUAUGAACGAAUUAUUUUAACGAAUUUGAUGAGUCAUUUCUAUCCAACCUAUACUAUUUUUUUUAAACAAAUUCUAAAAAUUAUUAAUUAGUUAGUUAUUAAAUGAAAAUUGUGAUAAUAUUUUUCAUCGUUUAAGCUACAAAUAAAUAUAGUAGAUUUUGGGUAACCAGGCAAAUAUCCAACCAGAGAACUGCUGGAUGAACGAAAAUGCCGGAUUAAUGGAAGUCCACAUAAAACCACAUUUUUACUUAUUGAAAAACCUUAAUUUAUUUUAUUAAAUCAUAUAAAUAUUACGUACAUACUGAAUUAUGCUAAUAUAACACAAUAACUAACCGAUACACCAUACACAAUAAAUACGCUCAAGACUUAACACGUCAACGUUAGUUGAAUACAAAUAAAUUAUCUAAUCGGUUAAUUUGGACUUAAUUAGUUAAUUUUAUCGUUUACGAUAAUAACUUUUUGGUUACUUUAACAAAAAAAUACCCAUAUUACUGGAUGUACCGGAUUAUCGCACGGUCAUAUUACCGAGAAUCUACUGUAUUAUAAUUUAUACAAUUAAAAGGCAUUUUCAUAGUGGACUUUUUGAGUUUUCUAAGGCAUUUUUAAAUUUUUUUAAGUGCAUUUUUUUCGAUUUUCCAGGGCAUUACAAUCCCAGCCCUAUAAAUAAUAUUUUUAUAUGUUUAUUUUCAAUAUGUACAUCUUCUGGUAAAUUUUGUUUUUAUAUUCUAUAUUUACGUUAAAUAAGUUAUUUAACUCGUUAAAAGUAAAAAUGUCAACUUACUUCUAUUAGAAAACAAUUCAUUUUUACUUUAUUGCUAAAAAUUGGCUUUUAUACCGGUCAAGUGAUUAUUUUAUAAUUAAACACUCAUUAUCUCGGAAAAUAUUAACUUUUUUUGGAAUCUGUUUUACAGAAAAUUUAAAAAACAAACAGCUUAAUAAUUUUAAGUGUAUAUUAUUUUUUGUCACCCUAAUAUUUAAGGCUGAAACGACCAUCUACUUUUGAUUUUCAAAUAGCAACCUGUAUUUAAAAUUUCCAUAAAUAGAUGAAGUAUUAGUUCAAAUAAAUUUAUUGUUGAAAUUUCUAAUUUCCGUCAAUCCGUUGGCGAGAUAUUCCAUUUUUAAAUUUGGAUCGAGUGAGAGUAGUGGAGUAUCAUUUGAGAGGCGGUACGACGCGCAACGUGUUAAUAAUGCACCACCACUCUCCCCCAACUCAAAUUUAAAAAUGGAAUAUCUCGUCAAUGGAUUGACGGAAAAUCAAAAAUUUCAACACCAAAAUUUAUUUUAACUAAUACUUCAUCUAUUUACAAGAUUUUUAAUAUAGGUUGCCAUUUGAAAAUAAAAAGUAGGUAAUCGUUUCAUUUCCAAAAAUAAAACAAAAAAUUGGUAAUGUAAUAUUUUAGAACUAUAUGUUUCUUAAUUUUUUUUUAAAAAAAAAAGUUUAAAAUAGUCAAUACUUUUGGAAAUAAUGAGUGUUUAUCGAUAAAAUAACCACCCGGUACCUAGCGACGUGUGUCAUGUGGUGUUAAGUCGUAUUCUGAUCGGCUGUGGUAUUUUUGGUAACAUUAGUCAGUCUUGACAUACCGACAAAUUUCCAGAGUUGGACUGAUUUCAACUAUUCUUUUGUUUGGGUUACAAUGGUCAGUGAAUUAUCUACUGUAGUUUACAUAAUGUACAUCUUUUGACACGACAUACACGACAUUAAUACAUGGCGUCGUUAAAAUACCUACCGUCCUAAUGCGUCUACAAUAUGUUUACUAUGUAAACUGUCACGACUUCCUGAACCUCAAUUAUUAUCUUAUUACCAAUAAUUACUUAAUGUAAUUUACGUGUAUAGGUAUAUUUAUAAUUACAUUUCACGACGUUAUUUGCUUUUUAUAAGUUUCGAGAAUAUUUUAAUAGUAUUGUCCUUGCACCGACCAAUCGGUGAUAAUCAUUAAUUAUCAUUUAUCUACCUACGACAUACCCACGGGCAUUUACCGUUUAGAAAAUUACUUUUGUAGUUCUGUCAUACCUAAUGAUAAUAUUAAAGCAUUACGCCUUAAGAAAUUAUUGUUGAUGAAAUGGUUAAAUUGUCUAACUACGUUUUACAUAUUUCAACUUCAAUUAGUUAAAAUCGAAAACUAUUUUAUGUUUUUAAGACAUAAAGUUAUAAUAUAUUAAGCUCACAAAUGUUAAAAAUGGUUUGAUUCUCUCUUGCACAAUCUAUAAUAAGUUAUGGUAUUGUAGUCUUGAGUGGAACUUAUUAUAUAAGUACGUUUGACUAACCUAGAGGUUGAUCAGUUUAAUAAUAUCAGUAUAAUAAUACAAUGUAAAAUAAUUGCUGUAUUAUUUCCUUGCAGAAUAUUUAAAUGAGAAUUCAGAGUAUUUUUUUACAAACCCAGGAUACCCGACACCAAUUAGGGCGAAACUGGUGAAUAUUGAGCUUCAAAUAAAGUUAAUAAAACCCGCACAUCAGCUGCGCAUUGAUUUUAUUGAAUUUAAUAUCGUAAGUGUAUAAUACUGUAGUUAUAACAGUUUUGCGUCAUAUAUUAUAUUCAUAAUAUAAUAUAAUAUAUUAUUAUAUAUAUUUAUAAUAUAUUGUACCAUUGCGGCGUGGUCUUAUUAACGAUAGAUUUGGUAUUUUCAGGCUCCCCCUGAUCCAUUGUUUAAAACUUGUGAUGAAGAUGUAAUGAUUGUAGUCAACAAAAACUACUAUCUAGGACUGUGCGGUUCGUUCAACGACAGACACUGUAAGUACUUAUAUAAUAUGUACUUUGAUUUUACAAUCCUUGGUAUUAAGACUUUUUAUUCUAAAUUUGAUUAAAGACUCUGAACAGUCAAUAGAGCCAGUUAACAAUUUGUGUACAAAUUUUGAUAGCAGGAGUGUACGAUGUUCUUUUAAUAAAGUAAGAUUAGAGAAGUUUAAAACGACGUUGUACGAACUGUGAGGAUGCUUGAAAAUAAUAAAUUUAAAAGAAAAAUUCUUAAACAUUUAUUUUGAAAUAAUUCUAUCAUUAUGUUUUGUUUAAGUGUAUUAUUUAACUAGAUUAAUGGACAGUAAUUCUAGGUUUGAACGAACUAAAGAACAAUAAUGUAGUUUUAGUAAAAUAUUAUUUAUUAAUAAUAAUUAUUAUUAAUAGCUAUGCAACAUGCAAACUGUAUAUUAUGAGUAUACUAAUUUUGUUGGUAAAUGUUUUUAUCAUAAAGUAUUUAUCGUUUCAUGUUAUUUAUAUUUUAAAUUUGAAUGCAAUUUUCAAAUUCUCGUUAAUGAGCUUCCACAGUAACAUUUUCAAAGGAUCAAUAUAUAAACAAUUUCUAAUCUCAGCACCAUCGCGUGGUAUCUUUAGGUUAGUCGUUAAGGCGUCAGUCGUUUCCACUAAAAGGUUGAUUUUCAUUUCCGAAAUCGAAAAAUGUUCGAUUUUCGUUUCCGCCAAAUCUAUAUCUAUCUAUAUUAUUGAGAUGAAAUUUAAGAACCCCUAGUCUAUGUCUGUACAUAAAUUAGGAGUUCUAGGGGUUGAUUUUGAUUAUCGAUUUAUGCCGAAAUAAUUGAUUUUAUGCGUAGUAGUUCUUACCUAUUAUAAAUAAAUAUAAAUCGAUCUAAUCUAUAUUAUGGGUUAACUAUGAGUAUUGUGAUGACGAAAUUUCGAGUAUGAUGAUAACGUAGUCAAGUGAAUUCAUUAGCCCUGAGUAAAUCGAUAAAGAAUCGUGAAAAAUAUACUUAUUUAUUGAAUAUAUUGGAAUUGAAAUUUUGUUUAAAAAAUUGACUAUUCUUCUACCAACAAUUUCGCUCCAACUUAUAAUGAUAGCAACGUUUCUGAAAUAAAAUUUCAUUGGGGAGGUACUUUAUAGAAGUCAUUUUUCAAGAUCAAUCGACACUUUAUAAGAAAUAAUUAUGGUUAAUUAAACUUUUGUAUUUAUAAAAAAGCAAUUUUCAGAAACUUGUAUGGACUUUUAUUUCGGAUUAAAAGACUUAAUUAGUAAAUUGUAUCGUUUGAUCCAUUAAGCACGUUUUACAAAAUCUAGAAAUAUUUUCAAAGUGUUUAUUAGAGUAGGCAUCAUACUGGACCAUUAAAACCAUAUGUUUUCAACAAAAAAAUUGCUUCUGUAGAGUCUUCUUAAUUUAAUACUAUUUCCAUACAUUUAAGUGAACUCAAACGAUCCCCGGAUCCAUGAAAAAUUUAAACUAAAGGGAACGUAUGAUAGUUUUUUUUUUAAAUAAGAAGAAGAGAACUUAAUUUCUCUUUACUCCUCUAUAAUCACAGUGAUUUCAUCAGAGCCUACAUUUCGUAUGUACAAAUAAAAAGUCAAUCAAUUUUUUAUUUAGAAAAUUAAAUUGUUUAAAAAAAAUGUUAAACUAAGACCUAAAAUGUAAAUAUAUGUUUAUUCGGUAAUUACUAUGUUUCACUUGCUGCCAUCAUCAGGUUACUGGUAUUGCAUUGACUAAAGGUACACAUAUAUUUUUGAAAAAAAAAAGUUAUUAUUACUUAUACCUAUGUGACUAUAUCUAAUGAUGUUUCGUUUUCACAGUGUACUUUGACGUGAACGACGAGAACGAGAAUGUUGUCGUGUACUUUAGAUUGGGGAGAGCUAAAAAGCUCUCCUUCUCGAAAUGGAUGAUAAAAGUGAGUAUAAAAUGUUAGUAUACGUAAUUUUAUUUUAUUUCAUUAAGACUUACCGAAGUUGCAUACAGUUAUUAACCAUGUGUAUUAAUUUAUAUUCCUGAAGACAAGUCAGAUUAAAAUCACAAAUUAAAAAAAUCAUUUCAUACCACGUAUGUGUCUGGCGUGUAGUCGGAAAUUACUAAAGAGGGGUGUUAUGAAAAAUUCAAAAUAGUUUUUAUUAUCACUAUUUAUUAGUUAUAUUUAAUACUUAAGAAGACGUGUUCCAGCAUAGUAAAUUAGCGUUCUGCAGAGAUAAAUUUGUAAUAUUAGUUUCAAUAUUAAAAUUAAUCCUAUUAUCAAACUUAAAGAUAAGAACAUUAUCUGUACAACAUUGGUGCUAUUUUGUUGACAAGCGAACAUUUUCUAUAAAUAUUAUUAAACUGUGAUAUUUCACAUACCUACUCAUAUCUCGUUUGAAAUUAAGUUAAUAAAAUUAUGUUCUUGUCUUUGUUUUUUUUUUUUUUUAGAGAAGUUUGUGUUUAAGGUAGAGAGUUAUUUUCUUACUAUCGCACAUUAAAUAUAUUUAUUUAUACAAAUAUAAGUAAAGUCAAAAUACAAACGAUUUUCAAGUGUAAUUAUUUUUUUUAAAAAUAAAAACUGAACGAAAUAUAUUAUUAAAAUAUUACAAUUUUUUUUACCUGUGUACAACUUUUCUAUCAGCAGUUUUACUCAAAAUUUUGAUUAUGGAAAUGUUUCUAAAAGGAAAUUUCACGAGGGAUGUAUUUAAGAAAGGUCAUUUUUCAAUUUUCUCAGGAACUUUUCCAAUAAAUGUGAAAAACUGGGAUAAAUUAUGGAAAAAUCAGUACUACAUUAAACAAAUAUUAUUAAAGAAAAUAUAUGAAGCCUAUUUAAUUAUUUUACUUUAAUAUGGCAUAUAUAUUGUUGAAAAAGCAUCACUACCAACUGAACUCCGGUCAGAAUCGUAUUUUCGUAAGCAAUGGUUUAUUGUUCUUAUCUUUUUUAAAUUAAUAUAUUUAAUUCAGAACCUACUUACCUAAGCACUAGAUCCCAUGUAUUAUCAGAAAAUAAUAAACAAGUAUCAUCUGAAUAUGUAACAACAGAGCCAUCAAUUUUAAACCAUUACUGUUUGGUCUAACAAUUUUAUCCACAGAAUAUCUACCAAAUUAAAAUUACAUAAAAAAACUUACAAAAUUAAAAUAUCUAAAUAGCUAAAAAAAAAAAUGGCUAAAAUGUUUUUUUCCCCGGUUUCCCAAUUAUUAUGAAAAUAUUAUAAUCUUAAAGUACUACCCAAAUAAAAUUUCCUUUCAGAAAAGGUACUAUAUUUGAAAAUCAGAGCAAGAUUUCUGGUAGAAAAGCUGUUUACAGACAAAAAAAAAAAAAAAGAAAAAAAAACCUUUAUUGUUAAACCAAGACAUUCCUCACUUCGCUCAGAAUCUAAAAUAUUAAAACAAUCUUUAUAAAUAUGUUGACAGUUUAAAAUAAAACAUGAAUUAACUCAUUAUAUACCGUAUAUAUUUAUACUUAAUAACAAGAGUGUAAAUUAAUUAUUAAUGUCUUAAUUAAAUAUCGCGCUAUUUUUAUAAAUAAAAUAAUUGCAUCAUCAGUUAUUUUAUAUUAUAUAUCUAAGCUACACAAAACAUUUUUCAUAAAUGCGUCAAACUUUGAUUCACUUAAAAUUAUACAAUUACAAUAAACUUUUAUUGUUGCAUUUUUAAUCUAGUUGGUAAGUAACAAAGUCGUUUGUUGAUUUUCCGUGUAGUUUUCUUAAUAAUUAAGGAAAACUUAAAAAAAAAAAGUUAAAAGAACAACAGAAAUAAAAGGAAAGUUUACGAAAAUAAUGAUUUUAUUAUACCGCUUAUUUACUGACUUUUAGUGGUUGAAGAAACUUAAAGGGAUCAUUUAAUUUAACACUUGUGUAUAUGGUGGGUCAUAUGCUUGCUAUAAUUAAAUAAUUUUUUAAUCUAAGUGCUUGGCCCAAAAUUAUAAUACGACGAUUGGCCCGGAACUUUGCAGGCAUCUCGUUGGACCUAUGCUUCGCUGCACGUCAUUGUUUGUUUUAGUGGUACAGCCGGCGACCCAUUUUUUUUUAAAUUCAUUUUUUUUUUUAGAUUACUCAACUAAUGGGCUCCGCAUUGGUGCCACGGGGCUGUUUACAGUACUACGAUGGAUUAGUUGGAACCGUGCCUAUGAUUGACUAUUCAAUAAUUGGAACUGAAGUGACUAAUUUGAAUCAACGAGUCUGUAUAAAGGAAUUUGAGGGUUAGUAAUCGAAAACUAUAAUUAUUAUAAAUUCAAUAAUAAAAUAAUAAAAUAAAAAUAAAAUUAUUAAAAUGGUUAAUACUCAUAAAUAAAUAUAUAAAUAAAAAAUAUGUGUAUAGAAAUUAAAAAUAAAUAAAUAAAGGAAUGCGUCACCUGGAAUAUUAUAAUAAGUGUAUAAUAAGAUCAGUUUUGAAUUUUUAAUUCAUCAUCAGGUGUAUCACAGUCAAAAUGUAAAACGCGACUGCGUAUAAAAAUUAAAUGAAGGAAUAUAUAAAAAAAAAAUUAUACAAAUAGGUCGUUUUACAUAGAAAUAAUUUAUUUUAAUAUGAGAGAAUAUUUAAAAUGAGUUAUUAUUAAUUAAGAAAUAUAAAUUAUUUGGUUAUUAUUUAUUAUUUAAAACGUAUUAAUACAAAAUAUUAUUAAAAUCAUUUUUCUUUAUUUCAUUAUGUAUGUGUAAUUAUUCUAAAACUGAAUUUAUAUAAAAGUUAUUUUAGGUAUUUAAUAUUUCUAAAUCUGUAAUAAUAUCAAAGCUUACAUUAUGGUUAUUUUCUAAAACAUAUUUAGCGAAAUGUGAACUAGGGGCAGUCUUUUAGGUUCUGAGUAGAGCGAAGAAGCUUAUGGUUUUACAAAGAUACAAAUUUUCUACAGAGGACUUACUCCGAUUUUUACGUGUAGCACCUUUUCUGAAAGGAAAUCAGUGUGGAGAGGUACUUUAAACAUGAUUUAUUUUGGAGGUCAUUUUUCGAUUUUUCAAGAGUUUUCUCAUCAAAAGUGAAACACUCUAAAAAAAAAAAACAGGAUGAUGUACGGAAUGUAUAUGUAUAUUCUUUCGAUUUUUUUUCUAUAGACAACUUUUCUACCAGCAAUUUAGUCUAACUUAUAAUGAUAGCAAUCAUUAUCAAUAUCAUGCUUACAGGCAUAUAUUAAAUUACCUAUUACAGUGGCUGAAAUUUCUUUUUUAAUUUUAUUUCAGAAAUUUGUUUGAUAUAUAUAUAUACAAUUUAUAACAGUUAAAUUUCAUACAAUUACAAUUACUACACAAUUACAGUUCCUUCAUAUUUAAUUUUUUAUAGUCAGUUGCAUUUUCCAUGUUGUCUGUAAUAUACCUGAUACCUGUUGAUAAAUUUUUUAUUCAAAACCUAUCCUAUAAUACACACAUCGUACACUUAUUAUAAUACUACAUUUAUUUAUUAAUUUAUUUUUUAUUUCUAUGUAUACAUUUUUAUUUACUACAUUUAUUAUCAAUACCUAACAUUUAUUUUCUACGCCAUUUUAUGAAUUUAUAAUAACAAUUGACUCGUUUACACAGGUAUAUGCAACAUAUUUUAUCAACCGUGUGCCGGCAACUUAAGUCGAGGCCAUGGGCACAUUUCUGGUAAGUUAAUUUCAGUUAAUUAUACGUAUUAACGUAUACGUUCAUAGUCAAAUUGGCCCGGUCCACUAGUCCGUGAUCACGGAUUAUAUUUAUUGGGGCCCUGGAUAUUAUGAGAUAACAAAUUCCCAUACCGAAAACAAAAACCUAUGGAAACUGUGCGCUCAAAAUUGAACGAAUGUAAUUCAGCUCGCAAGCGAUUUUUUUGAAAAUGUUUGUUUUUACAUGCUUAAUUUAAUGGUAAAUUCAAAAACGUCGCCUAAAUUUCAUUUGGAAGUUAUGGCCAGAAAACUUCAAAUUGCUUGAGUUUAAAAUACCAAAAAUUUAUAUUUUUGGAAUUAUUUUUAGAAAUGGUAGUUUAUCAUAACUACCAUCAAAUAAAUAAUUUCAAAACUCCAGCAUUUAUUUCCUCUUAUUUCUCUAUAUAAUAUGUUUUAACCCUAGAUACAAAAUUAUGUUGUUUAUCUAUAUACUCAUAUAAUGUACCUACCUCAUCUGGCAACAUGAGUGCUAAAUUACAAUAUUGCCCUUCCUUCGACCAUGACAAUUUAAAAGCUAGAUUCAAAAAAAUUAAUUUGUACUUUUCGGUUAUCUCUACUACCUGCAUAUGAUGGACUGCGGCUGUCACAAUUCAAUUAUCUUACCUACCACAAGUAACUAUUUUGGUCCCCUGUUACCUACUCGACAUGAUUUUUCUAACAAAAUAAUGUUAAUUUGCAAAUAAAAUACGAAAUGAGUUCACACUUGGGUAACAAUUUUUUUUGGAUAUAAAUAGUAUAUCAUAGGAUAUCAUGUACUUAAUGAGGUAGUCGGGACAAUUGAAAAUAUGAAAAAUAUUUAUUCUAUAUGUAAUUAUUUUAUAUUGUUGAUAACUAUCAACUGAAAUCCGUUCAGAAUCGUUUUUCCGUUAGCAAUGGUUUAUCAUUGCUUACAGAUAUAUCAUAUAUAUUAAAUUACCUAUUACAGUAGCUGUACCCUAUUAUCCCCGAUAUUCUAGAACAGAUUUUAUUUUUUUAAAAGUCAUGUUGUUAUGUAAGUAAUGUAGUUAAAUUAUAAGUAAUAUAGUUUUAUAUAAUUAGUAGGUUUGAUAAAAACAGAUCAUAAAAUUAGGGGGAGGUGAUCCACUGAUAACACGCUUACGGUGUUAUGUAUAACGUUUCCUUACUUAUAUAAAUUAUAUAAAUUAUAUAAGUAAUUAUUAUGCUAUUAUGUUCUUUGGUUUAUAGGAAAAUUAAUCAAGUCACCAAUUUUAACAGUCGUGCCGUUCAAACAGAAUACGAAACAAGUUGUUCUAAAUGAUGACUUCCAGUCAUUGUGUAUUACAUACCAACAAGAUCCUUGCCAAUAUAGCAACGCCUUCCGUUUAGACAAUUUUAAACCAUAUGACCUAUGAAAAUUAAC